CGCACACGUGCUGUGAUAGUGCCCAGUGUCUAACCAGUCAGGAUGUUGUUUCUGGCACCGCGCAAGCAUCUAUUUGCCACCAAUUUGAUAAUAUUCCUCAUGAUUUAUAUCAUGCGCAAGUGCCUGCAGUUGUUCUGCAUCAUCGAGAACAAGGCGUGCCAGCAGCCUGACUGCCGCUGCGAGCCCGGCCAAACGGACUGCCAGGACUCGCCAGUGAUGGAGCGACGUGGCGGAUUCAAGCUCAUACCGGAUGCCAUGAGGAAGACCAUGCACAGCUUUGGCUAUGGCGAGGGCCACUAUCAGAUCUUCGUGGAGAAGAAGGAGCGCAAUUUGCCAACCAAAUCGCGCCUCAAUGCGGCCAACGCUGAACUCAAGCUGAAUCCCAAUUAGGCGGUCCAGCUUGACAGCCAGCAAAACAGCUCAAGGAGCCCACAAAAUGUGCCAACUACAA
Messenger RNA from Drosophila arizonae, 451 nucleotides. RefSeq lists its product as uncharacterized. The record is from RefSeq and is a predicted model, not a curated record. Lineage: Eukaryota; Metazoa; Arthropoda; Insecta; Diptera; Drosophilidae.